AUGAGUCCGAAGCAAACCCUCGCCGUUGCGGGACAAAUCUCUCUUUCAUUCGCAGAGCCUCCACGGGCGACCGAAGCGGGUUGCGCCAUUAUCUCCGGAUCGCGCCAAUUAGCCGCUCCCGUCCGGAAAAUGGCGGACGGGCGAUCGGGCGUCAAUCAGGGCAUUACGAUAUCCCGCCAAUUCUCACGACACGCGCAGCCUCCGCGGAGGCACGCCAUUUCGCCGCCACGUUUAAACGGGCCCGAUUCACGGAACAACGACACGGAUAGACGUGCUGAUACCUCACCGAUUACACUGCAGCGCGAACGAUUCCUA
Messenger RNA from Iphiclides podalirius (scarce swallowtail), 315 nucleotides. Lineage: Eukaryota; Metazoa; Arthropoda; Insecta; Lepidoptera; Papilionidae. The record is from the annotation of a GenBank genome assembly.